Morone saxatilis (striped sea-bass) is the source of this 4908-nucleotide messenger RNA. It is a transcript of the gene col21a1, whose product is annotated as collagen, type XXI, alpha 1. The record is from RefSeq and is a predicted model, not a curated record. The coding region runs from base 170 to 3049 and encodes 959 amino acids. Lineage: Eukaryota; Metazoa; Chordata; Actinopteri; Moronidae. The transcript is spliced from 29 exons.
GGCUUUCAUUCAGCAGAGAAACAUGUGCACUUCUCUCGAAAUUCAGUUUCUGUAAUCCCAAGGCAGUGAACAGUAUUGAUCACUGGCUCUCAAUGAGAGGAUUAACUGGAAUUCACACAAGGGCUUGGACGCUUACGGGUGCACAAUUGGAACUUGGUACUGCUGCAUAAUGGGUUACAAAGCGACAUCCAUGCAUUGUGUCUUAAGAUGCCUGUGCUUCAUGCUUCUCCAUUUGUUUAGUGCAGCUCAAGAUGAAGACAUAAGAAGUUGUAGGACUGCACCAUGUGAUUUAGUCUUUAUUCUAGACGGCUCGUGGAGUGUCGAAGAUGUCAGUUUUGAGAUAGUAAAGCGAUGGCUUGUCAACAUAACAACAAGCUUCAAUAUUGGACAGAAGUUCACCCAGGUUGGAGUCGUCCAGUACAGCGAUGACCCCGUUUUAGAGAUACCUCUGGGGAAGUACUCCUCUAACAAAGAUCUCAUCAAAGCGAUGGAGUCCAUUGAGUACAUGGGGGGAAACACCAGGACUGGGACAGCCAUUAAGUUUGCUACAGACAGACUGUUUGGCCUUUCUGAGCGUGGCCCAUCAGGCGUUUCCAGAAUUGCUGUUGUCCUCACAGAUGGGAAGUCUCAAGAUGAGGUUUUGAAAGCAGCAGAGGAAGCAAGGAAAAAAGGAGUAAUUCUGUUUGCAAUUGGUGUUGGGUCAGAGACAGAAGACGCCGAGUUGAGGGACAUUGCAAACAAGCCAUUUUCAACUUAUGUCUUUUCUGUUGAGGACUACAAAGCCAUUUCCAGGAUCAUACAGGUCAUACGGCAGAAGUUGUGUGAAGAGACUGUUUGUCCAGCAAGAAUUCCUGUAGAUUCCCGCGAUGAGAAGGGUUUUGAUAUUCUGUUGCAUUUAAAUUUGGCCAAAAAAGCAAAGAGGACAAGAGGGGCAUUUUACGGCUCUAAUGCCUAUGAAGUGACAUCUCGUGUCGACUUGAGUGAAGCUACACGGAACCUUUUUCCUGAUGGACUGCCUCCAUCAUACGUUUUUGUAGCCACACUGAGGUAUAAAGGAUCAGUGGCAAUAGAGGAGUGGGACGUAUGGAGAAUACAGUCGCUUGACGGGAAACCUCAGAUGGCGGUGACUCUAAAUGGACUGGACCGCACUGUCAAGUUCACUACAACCAGUGAAUCAGCAAGUGGAACUCAGACAGUUACAUUUUCACAACAGACAGCAAGGCUAUUUGAUGAGAAAUGGCACCAACUGCGGCUGCUGGUCACUGAAGAGGAUGUUACUCUUUAUGUUGAUGACCUGGUACUUGAAACGCUAUCCCUGGAGCCCCCUGUUGGCAUUUUCAUCAAUGGAAAAACCCAAGUUGGAAAAUAUGUCAGUAAGGAAACAACAGUGCCAUUUGAAAUUCAGAAACUUCGCAUUUACUGUGACCCUGAGCAGAACAACCGAGAGACUGCAUGUGAAAUACCUGGAGUUUGCUCCAACAGUCCUGAUUACACUGAACCAACUGAAGAACCUUGUGUUUGUCCUCCUGGACCCCCUGGACUUCCAGGAAUAAAGGGAGAACAAGGAAAUACUGGCAAACCUGGUCAGCCUGGACCUACUGGUGCUGAUGGUAAGCCUGGUAUCACUGGCGUUAGAGGAAGUCCAGGGCUGCCAGGUCCACCAGGAGUAGAGGGUCCACGUGGGCCACAUGGGUACAAAGGCGAGCAAGGGAGGCCUGGUGUUUCGGGUGAGAGGGGUAUGCCUGGAUUACAAGGAUCGCCUGGACAACCAGGAGAGAAGGGCUCAAUAGGAUCCCCAGGAAUUGCAGGGGUGUCAGGAAAAGCUGGUCAAGUGGGACAAAAAGGAAGUAUAGGACCUCCUGGGCCACCUGGUUAUCGAGGAGAACCUGGCCCAUCUGGGAGAGAUGGAAAAGAUGGAUUUCCAGGGAUACCUGGUCAAAAGGGAGAAGUUGGAGCCAAUGGUAUUCCUGGUGCUGACGGAAGGGAAGGCCAUCCUGGUAUGCCUGGAUUACCAGGAAUUGCAGGCCUGGAUGGACAAAAGGGGGAAGCUGGUUUGCCUGGACCUAGGGGCUUCACAGGAUCAACUGGACUGCCUGGUGACAUGGGGUUACCUGGUGCACCUGGUUUAAAAGGACCAAUUGGACCUAAGGGGAAUAAAGGCGAAUUUGGAAGUCCAGGUAUACAAGGAACACCAGGGCCUGUGGGGAAUGCAGGGGAACCAGGAAGAGAGGGUCAGCCAGGGCACCCGGGCAUGCCAGGCCUGAAGGGCAGCAAGGGACAAAGAGGAAAUCCAGGUGAAAGAGGAGAGACGGGAAUAAAAGGUGAAAAGGGAGAGCAUGGUCGACCAGGGGAACAAGGUUCCACUGGUCCAAUGGGACUAAAAGGAGAGAAAGGGACAACAGGGGAUCCGGGGCAGAGAGGUCAAGAAGGUCAACUGGGACGGCCUGGACAGUCGGGUCAGUCAGGCCCACCUGGCCCCCGAGGGCUAACAGGGGACACUGGUCUACCUGGCCCUCCUGGACCUGCGGGAAGAUCUGCAAGUGAAAUGUCAGAUAAUCACAUUCGACAAAUCUGCAGAGAGAUUAUUCAGUCGGAGCUGCCUUUAUUGUUGCUGGGCAACCAACAGAGUAGCUGUACCAGAUGUCACAGCCGGCCUGGAUCUCCUGGUCCUCCAGGUCCAACUGGGCCCCAGGGACUCAGGGGUCUUCCUGGACUUAGUGGCUCCAGGGGAAUGCCGGGCCACCCUGGUCGGCCAGGGUACUCUGGUAUUAAUGGGCAAAAAGGAGAACCAGGGUUAGACGGUGAGAAGGGGAGCCCUGGUCGAACCAUCAUUGGAGACCAAGGGCCACCCGGGCCUCCAGGUCCAAUGGGUCCACAGGGGUACGGUAAGCCAGGUCCUCCAGGUAAGCCUGGAACCCCUGGUCUAAACGGAGCAGAGGGUAAAAGUGGUAAUCCUGGCAUCCCUGGUCAGCCUGGGGUGUGUGAUCCAUCCAUGUGCUAUGGUAGCAUGAUGAGGCGGGAUCCUUACAGCAAAGGGCCAAACUAUUGAUGUAAUGCAGUGUCACUGCAGGCACCAGUCUGGAGCUGAUGUGGAACAAACAGCCAUUCUCAGGAAGAUCUCAUCUUUACAGUUUCUCUCUGUCGUGGAAACAGAACGGACCUCUUCUAACACCUAUUAUGUGAUCUCAGACAGUCAACAGAACUAGAUCCCAACACAUUUUCUCCGUUGGUAUUUUGUCAUUUUAUUCACGUCUUUGAACAUGCUUUGAGGUUUUAAUGGUGUUGUGACAAUUAAUAAAUGGCUCAAUUUAAGAGGUUAUUUUCUUGUAUUUUUCAACCUGGACUUUAUUUUUCCCUGUUUUUGUGUCAAGAUGACGGGGACAACAAGUUUUGAAUUUGGCCCAGUGAGAGCAGCUACAACGUAAUCACAAAAUGUCCAUUAAAAGUCCUACUGACCCCCUCAGAUUGUUAAUAUAUAUUUCUCAUAACACGACCAUACAGAGAAAUUAUAUGUUUUCUGUUCUUUCAGCUUGAUCUGCUGUGUGUCUAACAAAGUCUCACUCGAGGAGAAGUCUAGUUCUGAAAUUUCAGGGGCGGUAAGGUGACUUGUUGUAGGAUGACAAAUGGGAGAAACGGGAGCGCAGUAAUGCCAGCUGGGUUUGUUGUGUAAGAGUACAGAGAGCGUUAUGUAAAAGAUUUUUAAUGUCAUGGGUGAAUAUUUAGUUGAUUUGGCCUUUGAAUUCGAUUGCCACCCAUAUUUGUUUGAGCCGAGCUGUACUGAUGAAGACAAAUUGAAGAGCAGACCAAGAGAGAGCAAGUGGCAACAAUCAAAGUACGGUGAAUUGGCUGCUGCAAGGUUGCAAAUCUCAGGAGACUGGUGGUGUUCCUGUGGGGGCUGUGACCCUAUGCCCACAGAGGAGAUUUCACAGGCCGGAUCAAGCGAAAGGUACCGAAAACAUAAAUUUUUUCUGUAUGGUCCAUUCCAUAAUGUUGUUAGACAAUUAUAAUAAUAAUUUGUGCAGCUCAGUGGAAAAAAAGCAUGCAUUUUGACGGUGCACAAUUGCCUGCAACGAUUAUGUUGCAGCCCAUUUCAUGGCUGCAGGCUGCAGCACUCUUUCACAAUACUGAACCAAAUUCAAAACACGUUGCUCCUAUUAGCCGCUUUAACACAAAAACAUGGGAAAAUAUGGUUGAAAAGUACCGAUGUCCUUUAAUGAAUCUCAUCUGAGCACCUUUAAUUCACGUACUAAAUGUAUGUCUGGAUCUCUCUCUGGCCAGUGUGGCUGGUAUAUUUUCCCACAUUGCCCCCUGGUGUUGCUUUAUUGCAUGUUUCUCUCUCAUUUUCACUGCACAUUGGUUAUCUUCCGUUAAAAAAAAACUAAAAAAAAUACAUAAAUUCUAUGUUCAGUGAAUUGUUUCACCAUAAAUUAUGUCUGAAAUUGGCAUGUUUCAGCACAAGACUGUGAGUUAGAUUUCCUGUAGCUGAUUAUAAGCUGCUGUAAGCCUGUGUUCCUUAAGCAUUCAGUUUGACUGUUCAGCACUUAACUCUUUAUGAAAACCUUUUACAACAGCUAAUAUUGUGUAUCACCAAAGAUAAAUUAAUACUUCUCCCCCAACACAAUACCCAUUCAUUCUCGUGUCAUUUUAUUCCAGUUAGGAAGUAAAGGUUUCCCCAUCUAAGAACAUGCUGACAUUUUAGUUUGAAAUUUUGUCAUUUAUGUUCCCGGGGCUUACCUUUCAUUACUGUAGCAGGUAUUUUAUUGUUAUUUAUAAAAGAGUCAUAACUGUGUAUUUCAGCAGUGACAUGUCGUAAACAGCUUUUGUAAUUUUAUUAUUUUGUGUUAAGGUGACUUUUGUAUGAAUCUUUUUUUUUUUUACUAGAAUUAAAAUAUCUUAAUGAUUUGUGAA